GCGGCGGGCCAAUAGGCCGAGGAGGAAGGCGGUUCCCCGCCGCUCGCCGGCCAAUGAGCGCCGGGGGCGGGGCGAAGCGGGGCACCGUUCGAGGCCUGGCACGGACGGCGGAGCGCGGCGCAGCUUGCACCUCUGCGAAGCGGCCGGCGGGCCCACUCCCAACCGGGGCACCAUGAACGUCUUCGACCGAAACAUCAACUUUGACGCCCUCUUCAAGUUCUCCCACAUCUCGGCCUCCACCCAGGAGCACCUGAAGAGGGUCUAUGCCAGCUUUGCUCUCUGCAUGUUCGUGGCGGCCGCGGGGGCCUAUAUCAACGUGGUGACCCACCUUUUCCAGUUCAGCCUCCUGACCGGCCUGGGCGCCCUGGGGCUGAUGAUCUGGCUGACAGCCACCCCGCACAGCCGGGAGACAGAGCAGAAGAGGCUGGGGAUGCUGGUGGGCUUCGCCUUCCUGACGGGCAUCAAUCUGGGGCCUCUCCUGGAAAUGUGCAUCUCCAUCAACCCCAGCAUCAUCCCCACUGCCCUCCUGGGCACCGCCACCAUCUUCGCCUGCUUCUCGCUGAGCGCCCUGUACGCCCGGCGCCGCAGCUUCCUCUACCUGGGAGGUUUCCUGCUCUCCGGCCUCACCCUGAUGCUUCUCUCCUCCGUGGUUAACGCCUUCGUGGGAUCCGCUUGGCUCUUCACGGCCAACCUCUACCUGGGGCUGAUGAUCAUGUGCGGCUUCGUGCUCUUCGACACGCAGCUCAUCAUCGAGAAGGCGGAGAGCGGGGACAAGGAUUACAUCUGGCACUGCGUCGAUCUCUUCCUCGACUUUGUUGACAUUUUCCGGGAGCUCCUCAUGAUCCUGGGCAUGACCGAGAAGAAGAAGAAGGAGAAGAAAUGAAGCGGCUCCAGGCCCAGGUGGAGCUGUCCCCAUCCAGUCCCUGUCCCCCCCGCCCCCCCUUCCCCGUCCCUUCUCAGAUUCAUUAAAGGGGUUGCGCUUUGCUGCCGAUGAAAAGCAGCCCGGAAGCUUUUGCACCUUGUGGGUUUUUAUCUCGUUUAGCUUUUCUUUGAUUAGAAACCAGCCAAUUUGCAGAUCCUGCUGGAAUUUGGCUCCCCUCAGCCCGGCUCCCUCCCCUCCCACCCCCCACCCCCUAGAUCCCGCGUCCCUCGGGAUUAUCACCGACACAGGAGCUUUCUCUAGAGGUUUCUCCCCGGCCCCACGGGCAACACAUCCCCUCUCCCCUCACAGCCAGGGUGUUACCCCCCCACCCAGGCAGCCAUGGGGCCCCCAGGGUGGGUGACAGGACCCCCCUGAAGCCAAACUCAGCAGAGGAGCCUCUCCUUUAGCACCAGUGCCAAGAAACUGGGGGGAAAAAAAAAAAAAAAAAAAAAAGAAACAAACAAACGGGUCCGCUGGGCAAGCUGUCCGGCGCGGCCGCAGGGACCACGUCUUUGGAUUCCGAGCUCUCCCCAUCCCGCUGUCGCUUCUCUUUGUACACCAGGACGAGUCAAUAAAACGCUCAAACUUGAA
Tyto alba (common barn owl) is the source of this 1513-nucleotide messenger RNA. RefSeq names its product transmembrane BAX inhibitor motif containing 6 (gene TMBIM6). NCBI's taxonomy places the organism in Eukaryota, Metazoa, Chordata, Aves, Strigiformes, Tytonidae. The transcript has 10 exons. Gene Ontology annotation, biological process: negative regulation of endoribonuclease activity; negative regulation of RNA splicing; cellular response to unfolded protein. Bases 173 to 883 code for a protein of 236 amino acids. The record is from RefSeq and is a predicted model, not a curated record. Gene Ontology annotation, molecular function: enzyme binding. Gene Ontology annotation, cellular component: mitochondrial membrane.